This is a messenger RNA of Spea bombifrons (plains spadefoot toad), 964 nucleotides long. It is a transcript of the gene ETFBKMT, whose product is annotated as electron transfer flavoprotein subunit beta lysine methyltransferase. Gene Ontology annotation, biological process: peptidyl-lysine trimethylation. Bases 20 to 754 code for a protein of 244 amino acids. Gene Ontology annotation, molecular function: protein-lysine N-methyltransferase activity. The transcript is spliced from 3 exons. The record is from RefSeq and is a predicted model, not a curated record. Gene Ontology annotation, cellular component: mitochondrial matrix. NCBI's taxonomy places the organism in Eukaryota, Metazoa, Chordata, Amphibia, Anura, Pelobatidae.
GAGGGUUAGUCCCGGCGACAUGCUGUCUCUCUGCCGGAACCUGCUGCGGUCAGUCACCGGUCGGCCCGCUCCCUCCGCCGCCCGCAUGCGCAGCAGCGCCACCUGCCUGCGGGACUUCAUACUGCACAACACCGAGGCGGUGAGCGAGCACCUGACCCCGGAGAUCCGCCUGCGCCUGCUCACUCCCCGCUGCCGGUACUGGCACGUCAGGCCCGAGCUCUGGCCUUAUGGAGAACCUUACUGGGCCAUCUACUGGCCCGGGGGCCAGGCACUAGCCAGGUACAUUUUGGAUAAUCCAGACAUUGUCCGGAGCCGACGCGUUCUAGAUCUCGGGAGCGGCUGUGGAGCGGCCGCUAUUGCUGCUGGAAUGGGCGGAGCCUCUUACGUUCUAGCCAAUGACAUCGAUCCAGUUGCCGGAGCGGCUUUCAGCCUUAACUGUGAGCUGAACCACGUGACGCCUCUGGCCUUCAGCGGAGAAAGUAUUAUGGAGCGGGAGGCAGAAAACUGGACCCUCAUUGUCCUGGGCGACAUGUUUUACGACGAGCCGCUGGCGGAUCUCCUCCACCGGUGGCUGAGACGCUGCAUCGACAAGCACGGGACUCAAGUUCUCAUCGGGGACCCGGGGAGACCUCAUUUUGUGGGUCACCCCAUCCAAAAACAGUUGCGCAAACUGGCCCAGUAUGACCUACCCGAGACGGCCCGGCAAGAAAACUACGGACUGACCUCUACUGCCGUAUGGAGAUACGAACCCUGAACGACCCCACCCCCCCCGGCGGAGGGAGUUCAAUUGAACAAAGAUGGCUGCAGUUGUGUCUUUGUGGCUUUAUAGAUACUAAUAAAAAUCUUUCAUGACAUCUCCGGCUCUCCAAUCCCAGCACCCUCAGCCACACCAUUCCAGCAGAAAUAUUCACACUAAGAAGCCACCUUUAUAAUAACUGAAACGUGAAUUUAUUGCCAAUAAGGC